GGCAGAACCUUGCUAGUUCCUCCGCAGGUGACGGAAAAGUGACCACUACCACUGUUCUACAAGAAAUGUUGAAGAGGAUAGAGGCCAUGAAGACCGGGAUGAACACUAUGAAUGUUCGUUUAGACCUUCCAAAAGCUAAGAUACCUCCAGAGAACAUACCCUGCUUUGAUGGAACCAAGGUUAGGGAGUUCUUGGAAGACUAUGAUGUCUUCGGUAUGAGCCACGGUUGGUCUGACAAACAGAAGUUGAAAGCUCAGCUAGCCUAUGUUGAACCUAAGAUGACGGUGUCGGUGACAAAAACGACACAAAGACUGACAAUAUGGGUCGAGGUUAGACAAAAGAUGCUGGAAGAAUAUGCGAAGUAUGACGUUCUAACAACUAUGCAAAAUUUGUUGGAAGUGCGACGCUCUAAAUAUGCAACCCUUGAUCAAUUCCUAGAGGAUUUUGAGCGGGUUGCGCGGAGAGCACCCUUCCUAGAUGAGGCCCAGAAGUGUCAUGUUCUGCUAACUAAUUUUGCAGAGGAUGAAAGAAAGAGUGUGGUAAGUCGCAUUGCUCAUUAUCCUCUGAAGUGGGAUGAAGUGGUUGAGAUGGUCCGUGAACUACCUUCGGUGUCAAACCGGAAGUGGUCUCUGGAACAGAUGAAAGCAAUCACUAGUGCAAGAGAAGGAAAUGUUGAGGCAGCUAAGGGAGGAAAUUUGAAGGCCGAAGAGAUCCUUGGUCUUCUCGUUAAGCUUGGUAGCUUCGAAAAGUUAACCCUUCCUGCUCCAGCGACUCAAGCACUUGUUGGAACCGAAGAAGGCCAUACUAUAACUCGAUGCCCUAUACUAGAGAAGGAACUCGAAGAAGGGAUUAUCAAGAAGAAUGCCAAUGGGCACGUCUGUGAUGCCAAUUGGAACAAGAUAGAUUUCCGAGUCAAAGGAGGGAUGCGAGCAGUUAUCCUAGAACAGGCUAGGGCCAAUAAGGAUAAAAAGAAGAAGGUUAGAGUUAAUGUUAUCACCUUUGAUGGUAUGCUACCUCCGGAGAUAGUGGCUCGAGACGACAAUCCUGGAAGGCAAAACUUGAAUGUAUCCCAUAUCAGCCAAAAAGAGGUCGAAGAGAAAAAGCGAGAGAAUGCUCAAAGAGAGCUAGACCAGCUGAUAGAUGGGACCAAGGACCUAGUGAAGGAAGGGAAAGGAAAGGAAGCUGCCGGGAAGAAGAGAAGGGUGGUUCUGAGAUCCGAGGCCGAGGAAGGGAUCUCGAUAGAUGAAGUAGUAAAGAAAUUGUUCGAGGAGAUCGAGAUCACCCUAUCUUGGAAAGAAGCAGUAACUUUGGUACCUAAGUUUAGGGAAGAACUUAAGAAGAUGGUUGAAAGGCGGAAUGUAGAAAUCAAUAGGCUAAAACUCUUUCCUCAGCAUGUGGAAAAAACCCCGCCUGGUACCAAGAUAAGGUUUGGUAACAUGCCGUGUGGAUACUUGAAUAUCUCUGUGAAUGAUGUGAAGGUUAGAGCCCUAGUGGACUCUGGGGCCGAGAUGGUGCUUAUGUCCUCGGCCACGAUGAGAUCAUGUGGGCUUGGAAUAGAUAGGAAGGUCAAUCAUCAGCUUUCCAACAUAGUCGGGUUUCUGCCUUUGAAAGUUACAGCAAACCACAACGGAAUAGUUGGAGCAACGGAUCUGUACCGCCGCCAACCACUCGAGCUCGGAACAGCGCGAGACAACUCCAAAGUUCGAUGGGGAGGAGAUCUUCGACAACUCGACGAAGCAGACCCGAUUCCAUGGUUCCGCAAGUUUGAGCUCACGUUGCAGCUACACUACGUCAAAGAACACAAGCACCACGCGUACUUAUACUCCCGGUCGGGGGGCGCGUGCCAAGCAUGGUUGGACAAUCUCUUGUCCAAGUACGGAGUGGUAGCUGCCGACUUGGAUACGAAGAUCAGCUGGGAUGAUCUGAAGGCGGCGUGGCAUAAGCGGUUCCAAGUAGAGCCACCGGAGAUCAAGGCAAUGGACAAGCUGAUGGUCUUCGAACAAGGCACGCUGCCGAGUGUUGACUGGAUUGCCGAGUACCAACGCUUGACAUCCGUUCCAGACAACCAAAUAGGCUUCAAAACCAUCAAACACUACCUCAUCUCGAGGUCGUGUCUGGCGUUGGGCAAUGCCUUGACUCACAUCAAGGACACCCUGAUGACACCGACAGAACUUUUUGACAAGGCUGCGCAGAUUAUUGUCACGAACAAGGAGGCCAAGAAUCUCCAGCGUUCGUCUGCGCCAGCAUUAUGCGCUCAUCUUCACACGUACUUAUCCUUCUAUGCACCACCAACUUCGCCCACGGAUGACGAAGUCGCGGUGGGGGACAUCCUUGCAUAUGUUACUAAGGUGGCCCGUGAGUGUCGCAAUCAGCAGUACGACGACAACAACGCACUGCUCCUCUAUGUCCGCAUCCAAGUUGGGCAAGCGUCCUGCAACGCUUUGUUGGAUAGCGACAAGUUGAGCCAAACCUUUAUGCAAAAGGCUGGCCUUGGCACACAAGUUCGAAGGAAGGCAAACCCGACGACGAUCAAGUUGGCGGACGGAAGGACCCAACAAUUUAUCGACCACCACAUCGAGACUGUACCGGUGUAUUUCGCACCUCAUGCAUGCGAACCGGUGACAUUUGACAUUUUGGACACAGACUUCGACAUUAUUUUGGGAACGCCUUGGCUUGCAAGUGCGGAUCACACGGUCAACUUCCACCGACAGACUCUUACCGUUCGCAAUGCCUUCGGUGCUGAAGUAUCGUGUACUAUUCCUCUUCCGCACCCUUCGAUUCGGUGCCAAGUGGUGACGGCCAAGUCAUUCCGGGCUACUUGCGCUUACGAGCAUCCCAACGAAAUCGGCCUAUGCUUCCUACGGACCGUCACGGUAGCCGACUCUUCACCCACGGACUUGUCUUUAGACCUCGGUGUGGUGCAGUUGCUUGACGAGUUCGCCGACAUCUUCGAGUCACCUACCGGUGUGGUGCCGGAUCGGCCAAUCUCUCACAAGAUCAUUCUCAAGGCUGGUGCCGUGCCGCCGAAAGGUUGCAUUUAUCGCAUGAGCGAGGAGGAGCUUACGGUCCUCCGCGCGCAACUCGAUGAUUUGUUGGACAAGGGCUGGAUCUGCCCUAGUAGCUCUCCAUACGGAGCGCCAGUUCUCUUCGUACGGAAGAAGAACAAAGAUCUACGAUUGUGCAUCGACUACCGCAAGCUCAACGCGCAAACCGUCAAGAAUGCGGGGCCUCUUCCUCGUAUCGACGAUCUUCUUGAGCGAUUGGGCGACGCAAAGUAUUUUUCUAAGUUGGAUUUGAAGUCGGGAUAUCAUCAAAUCUCGAUCCGACCGAACGAUCGUUACAAAUCCGCGUUCAAGACGAGGUAUGGACAUUUUGAGUGGGUGGUCGUGCCUUUUCGCCUCACCAACGCCCCGACGACCUUUCAAGCGACAAUGACCAAUGAGUUCCGGGCAAUGUUGGACCGGUUUGUGCUGGUCUACUUAGAUGAUAUUCUCGUCUAUAGCCGGUCAUUGGAGGAUCAUCUUGAGCACCUUCGACGAGUGUUGGAGACGCUCCGCCGCGCCAAGUACAAGGCCAACCGCGACAAGUGCGAAUUUGCCCAGCAAGAGCUGGAAUACUUGGGCCAUUUUGUCACACCGGAGGGCAUCAGUCCGCUAUCGGACAAGAUUCAAGCCAUCCAAAAGUGGCCGGACCCGCGGAACGUCAUGGAUGUCCGUUCGUUCCUUGGCCUUGCCGGCUACUACCAGCGUUUUAUCAAAGGCUACUCGAAGAUCGCGGCGCACUUGACCAAGCUUCAAUGCGAGGAUCGACCGUUUGACUUUGGAGAGGAUGCGUGGGAAUCAUUUUUGGCUCUCAAAGCUGCGCUAUUAUCUGCGGAGGUCUUAUGCAUAUACGACCCGCUUUUGCCUACGAGCGUCACUACGGAUGCGUCUGGCUAUGGCAUUGGUGCUGUCCUUGAGCAACACGAUGGCGUGGACUGGCACCCGGUCGAGUAUUUCAGCAAGAAAGUGCCCGUCGUGCACUCCAUUGACGAUGCACGCAAGAAGGAGCUCCUCGCUUUCGUCCACGCGCUCAAGCCGUGGCGACACUUCCUCCUUGGUCGAAGUCAAUUCCGAUGGGUAACGAACAACAAUCCGUUGGUCUUUUACAAGACCCAAGACACCGUCAACAACACCAUCGCUCGAUGGAUGGCUUUCAUCGACCAGUUCGACUUCUUUUCCGGUCACAUUCCGGGGAAGUCGAACCGUUUUGCGGAUGCUCUUUCACGACGUCCGGAUCAUUGUACCGCGGUCUAUUCAACCUUCGAGAUCGACAAGGAUCUGCGGGACAGCUUCAUCCGCGGCUACCAAGCCGACCCCGAGUUCUGCGACAAGUAGCGAAUUGCUCCUCUCCUAAUCCGGCGCCUUCUCACUAUC
Messenger RNA from Chara braunii, 4415 nucleotides. NCBI's taxonomy places the organism in Eukaryota, Viridiplantae, Streptophyta, Charophyceae, Charales, Characeae. The record is from the annotation of a GenBank genome assembly.